Messenger RNA from Chelmon rostratus (copperband butterflyfish), 1307 nucleotides. RefSeq names its product coiled-coil domain-containing protein 42 homolog (gene ccdc197). The coding region runs from base 108 to 1307 and encodes 399 amino acids. The record is from RefSeq and is a predicted model, not a curated record. NCBI's taxonomy places the organism in Eukaryota, Metazoa, Chordata, Actinopteri, Chaetodontiformes, Chaetodontidae. The transcript is spliced from 9 exons.
AAACGUGGAGCAACGGCAACGGCAGGACGUGGUCCAUCAUUCCUGGACGAUAGAUUUGCAAAAAAAACAAAACAAAACAAAACAAAAAAAAAACAACUUAACUGAACAUGACGACCUCUGUCCUUCCCGUCUUAGACAGCAGCGACCCUCGUCUGAAACUGAAGGUGCAAAACAGAAUUAGAAAUAUUUUUGUAACUCAGCUGGACGACACCAGACACAGAAAGGAAGAAAAUAUCAACCUCAUACCUGUUGUAACAGAGACUUCAAGCAGGAUGCUGGAGGCAGGAGUGAACACUUUGCAAAAGACCCUGGUCCUGAAGAAACAGGCCGAGUUGGAGGAGGUGGACAAGCAACUCGCACUCAAACGGCAAGAGUUUAAGAGCUGCAUGGAGGCUCUAGCCCAGAGGAGGUCUGAGCUGGAAAUAAAGCAAAAGCAGACUAAAGAGAGGGCGAUGAAAUUUGAGAAGUUUGUGGCUGAAAAUGAAGUGAAGCGACGGCAGGUGCUGCAGAAGUAUGAGGCUGCACGGGAGCAGAACAUUUUGAAGCAGAGAGAGAUAGAAGAUCUGACAGAGCAGCUGAGACGACUGACAGCCAGGCAGCAAGUUUUGAAGGAGAGAAUGGCAAAAUAUAAAAUCUAUGAGGACUACUUGAUGAAAACGCUGGAUUAUCUCCCCAGCACUUACCUUGACAAUGGGUCUGACUCUUUGGUUAUGCCCAUCAUUCGGCGCCAUGAGACCCUGUCCAUCACCCACCAGGACCUGCUGCAGCGUUUGGGGCGCCUGAAGGAGGAGGUGGAGCAGGGUCAGCGACAACUGCGGGCCAUGAGGCAGGAGCACAGCAUAAAAAAACUGAUGGCCAAUAAGGAACUGUGUGAACUCCAGAGUGAGUUAGAAACCCUGAAAGAGAAAAACAAGCAGGCAGAGGUUAACCUGCUGAUGGAGCAAGACCUGUCCAGGGAGAAGGUUCAACAAGUGAGAACCUUGCUUAUGGCCAUCAACAACCUUGCAGAGCAGUGUUAUCUCGCAGCAUAUGGACCUCUGGGAAACAUGAACAUUCUGACAAUGAUGGACAUGGUGAAGGAGUACAUCCUGGAUAAGGCAGACACAGAGAAGAGAGCGAGGAGGCUGAUGGAGUCGGGGUCUGCAAUGACGAGUAGAACAGCUCUGACGGACAGAAGAGAGAGGGGAUCGAUGAAGAGCCUUGGCAGCAAAACACAAAUCAAAAGUUCAAGUAAAGUCAGCAGAAAGAGCGAGACGACGAGUAAUGUAGGACCUGUCGUUGUGUUUUCAUACCUACAGAAAUGUUAG